GCAAGAAAUUAGAAAUGGAUAAUUCGACCAAACCACACACUUUACAUCAACAAUGUUAAUGACAAAAAUUAAAAAAGAAGAAUUGAAGAGGUCUUUAUAUGCACUGUUUUCUCAGUUUGGCCAUGUAGUAGACAUUGUAGCUCUAAAGACAAUGAAAAUGAGAGGACAAGCCUUUGUUAUAUUUAAAGAGCUUGGGUCAUCCACCAAUGCCUUGCGACAAUUACAAGGCUUUCCAUUUUACAGUAAACCAAUGCGCAUUCAGUAUGCAAAAACAGACUCGGAUGUAAUUUCAAAAAUGCGUGGCACAUUUGCUGAUAAGGAGAAGAGGAGAGAGAAAAAGAAAACUAAGGCCUUGGAACAGUCUGCCAAUGCUGCAAACAAAAAGCCAAACCAGGGAGCAAAUCAGAAUUCAGCAAAUAGCCAAGCAAAUUCAUCACAGAAUCAGCAGGUGCCGGAUAAUCCACCAAACUAUAUUCUUUUCCUCAACAAUUUGCCAGAAGAGACAAAUGAAAUGAUGUUGUCAAUGCUGUUUAAUCAGUUCCCUGGUUUCAAAGAAGUGCGGCUUGUCCCUGGCAGACAUGACAUUGCAUUUGUGGAGUUUGAAAAUGAAGGACAGGCAGGAGCAGCUCGGGAUGCCCUCCAAGGAUUUAAAAUUACCCCUUCACAUGCCAUGAAAAUUACUUAUGCCAAGAAGUGAUGGAAACGAGUCAUGAUCUUCAAAGGACUUGCUCUUGUUUUUCUUUAAAUAAGUUACAUUUUCUUAUUUGUUUUCUUUUGAUAGAGUGAGAUGUGGUUCCUUAUUUAUAAGGAAAAAUUCUUGUGCAAAGUUGUUAGACAUCAACAGACACCUGUAAGAAUUCUUCAUACAUUUAAGGAAUGCUAACAGCAUAAGAUGGAAAUUGUUAAAUUGUGUUUUAUGUACAUAGAUCAGUUUUAUAUACUGUGACCUUAUGUUCUUCACAAUAAAGUUGCCUAUUUGCAAAUAAAGCUGCAUUUUAUUUCUUAA
This is a messenger RNA of Sceloporus undulatus (fence lizard), 1006 nucleotides long. RefSeq names its product small nuclear ribonucleoprotein polypeptide B2 (gene SNRPB2). The record is from RefSeq and is a predicted model, not a curated record. Lineage: Eukaryota; Metazoa; Chordata; Lepidosauria; Squamata; Phrynosomatidae. The transcript has 6 exons. Gene Ontology annotation, cellular component: U1 snRNP. Gene Ontology annotation, molecular function: U1 snRNA binding. Gene Ontology annotation, biological process: mRNA splicing, via spliceosome. Bases 53 to 697 code for a protein of 214 amino acids.